Ailuropoda melanoleuca (giant panda) is the source of this 2415-nucleotide messenger RNA. It is a transcript of the gene CLRN3, whose product is annotated as clarin 3. The record is from RefSeq and is a predicted model, not a curated record. NCBI's taxonomy places the organism in Eukaryota, Metazoa, Chordata, Mammalia, Carnivora, Ursidae. The coding region runs from base 153 to 842 and encodes 229 amino acids. The transcript is spliced from 3 exons.
UUGUCCCUUCAAGAGCAAGCUGUUUUAUUUUAUAAGAAGUGUUCAUUCAGACUCCAUUUCUAAAUACUGGGCUCCGAAUGAUAAGGUCCACACAUAGUACAAAAGAUUGUUGCUUUCUUUGUUGAUCGUGGGACCCUGACCUUCCGGAGAAGAUGCCGACGACGAGGAAAACCCUGAUGUUCUUAUCGAGCUUUUUCACGAGCUUUGGGGCAUUCAUCGUAGUCUGCUCCAUGCUUGCGACCCAAGAAUGGGUCAGCAGCAGAAUUGCCAUCAGUGACGCUUCUUCCAAUGGUAGUCUCAUCAUCGUCUAUGGACUCUUCCGUGGUAAGAGUCGUCAAGAAUUCAGUCAUGGACUUGAGGAAUCGGAGAAAGACUUUGGAGUUUUAGAGAAACUGAACAAUUCUUCCCAAAAAACGCUGCAUUGGGUGGUUAUCCUGUCCUUGAUCCUCAGCCUGUGCACCUCGCUGCUCAGUUCUGGGCUCACCUUUUACAACAGCGUCAGCAACCCCUACCAGACGUUCUUGGGGCCAGUGGGCGUGUACACCUGGAGCGGAUUUGCUGCCUUCUUCACUUUUGUGACCAUGAUACUGUUCGUGGGGAACGCACAAUCCAACCACCUCUCGGAAGAACUGGCCCAGACGCUGUACCCGCUAUACCCAGCAGCCGCCUACGGAGGAACUACCCACAGCUACGGUUACUCGUUUUGGCUUGCACUACUCGUCGUUCUUCUAAGUAUUGUCUCUGUGGUCAUCAUUGUGUUCUACCAGAAGGUCAGAUAUCAGCGAAAGCAGGAGCAGAGAAAGCCCAUGGAAUAUGCUCCAAGGGACGGAAUUUUAUUCUGAAUUUGAUGUUAUGUUAUUUUGUCAUUAGGUCUAUUCUAUUGUAUGUCGGCUCCUGAGUGGUGACAGGCUCGCUUGUCUGGACAAUCAGCAAGGUUAAGUGCAGCCCUGGUUGACUGUCACUUUGUGAUGGUUUUGUAACUCAUGACACUCCAUAAGUGAUGUCACCUUGCAAAGGGUUCUUCCCACUAGGGUGGGGAAGAUGGAGGGGCAAUCUCUCCAGUCCAUGCAGUGUUCAAAGCGGUAGAAUGAUUCUGAGACUCUGGACCCUCCCGACCCGGGCUCGCUCUCUAAGACAAUAAAGAUUUGUGGUGUGCACUUUAGUACCUAGGAUCUCCUUCUCCUCAGAAGGGACCAGGUAUGUCUAUUCCAGCUGUUUCUGGGGAUUCAGAACUUGUCUUUCCAGGACCAGGUGUUGGAAGCAAAAGGUGGGCAAGACUUUGGAGUAAAUGCCCUGGUCCUCUAGACCCCUGGUUGCUGACAUAAUUCAAACCCAAUGGUGGGUAGAAGUGCUGAUAUAUGACCUUUGAACCCAUUUUUGAGGUUCCAAGGUGCAGCUUUUGUAUGGAAGAGACUAGGAAGGGAGAAGAUUUAAGAAAGAUAAAAAUUAUAGCCCUGUAGCCUUCACACUAGGGAGGCUAAAUGUAUUUUUGGCUUAAAAGGAUUGCAGUGAAUUAGUCGAAAUGGAAAUGUAACGUUGCAAGAAGUUCUAGGAACCAACCCUUUGCUAUUGACAUAGUAUAGUUGGCUGGAUGGGAGUGGAUUGGCCAUCAGUGGACUCCGGCCCAGCCAGAGCCUAAGAGCACUGGGCUGGCAGCCAUCCCUGAGUGAGGGCUAGGCAGAUGGAGAACGCAGUUGUUGGGUUGCCCUCUAAGAACGGGUGGGUAAAAUUGGUUCACAGAGUCAAAAAAACACAAUGGGUCACCAUUGAAAAGCUUUGAAAAGCUCCAGAAUGGAUUAGACCCACUUUGCCAAUAGGAUAUUCUUCCAGAAAAUCUCUUUGAGGAUCUUUUGUUCAUGAAUAUCCCAUAAGUCAGCCAGGUUUAACAUUGACAGGAUUCUGAAAUAAUGACCCAUCUCGGCUUGAUUGAACGAAAGUCAAACGGAGCAGAAAUUUAGCAUAAUUUAUACUCCAAGUGUAAUUUACAAAGCAGCAGCUCUUUGGACAGAAAGAUCUCCUUUAUGAAGCUAUUAGGAAUUCACAACCUUCUUAUCUACUAUUUUUUAACACCCUGUCUUAGGAUUAAUAUUUUUCAUUUAGAAACGCCCAUUGAAUACGUAUGAUGUGAUUAGCAGUGUGCUAACGUGGGUACCUGCAGAGGCAGAACGAGAAGUCAAGACAGGCAUUCCAAGAGCAGUUGUUAAACUCCAUGUAAAACAGGGACUUAGUCACCAGACUGCGCUCAUCCUCCGAAAGGUCAGUCCUCUAACCGCCCACCCCAAAGUCAAGGUUACUCUAAUAAACUAACUUGCUGUGAAACUUUGAACGUAUUAAAAAUAUGGUUCUCAACAGUGAAAAAAGUUCUAAAUUCUUUGAAGCUAAAAACAUUUAUGUUCUUUGAAGUUUGAAAUUUUU